Messenger RNA from Tachyglossus aculeatus (Australian echidna), 2548 nucleotides. RefSeq names its product solute carrier family 25 member 12 (gene SLC25A12). NCBI's taxonomy places the organism in Eukaryota, Metazoa, Chordata, Mammalia, Monotremata, Tachyglossidae. The record is from RefSeq and is a predicted model, not a curated record. The coding region runs from base 45 to 2078 and encodes 677 amino acids. Gene Ontology annotation, biological process: malate-aspartate shuttle; aspartate transmembrane transport; L-glutamate transmembrane transport. The transcript is spliced from 18 exons. Gene Ontology annotation, molecular function: calcium ion binding; L-aspartate transmembrane transporter activity; L-glutamate transmembrane transporter activity.
CUGACAGCUCUCCACUUGCUCUCUCGCUCGCUCCCGCGCCCAGCAUGGCGGUCAAGGUGCAGAUAACCAAGCGCGGGGAUUCUCAUGAGUUAAGGAAUAUAUUCCUACAGUAUGCCAGUACUGAGGUAGAUGGAGAGCGUUACAUGACCCCCAAUGACUUUGUCCAACGAUACCUUGGACUCUACACCGAUCCACAUUAUAACCCAAAGACAGUGGAGCUCCUGGCAGGAGUAGCUGAUCAAACCAAGGAUGGGUUGAUCUCCUAUCAAGAGUUUUUGGCAUUUGAAUCUGUUUUGUGUACUCCAGAUGCCAUGUUUGUAGUAGCUUUCCAAUUGUUUGACAAGAGUGGAAGCGGAGAGGUGACAUUUGAAAAUGUGAAAGAAAUUUUUGGACAGACCAUUAUUCACCAUCAUAUCCCUUUUAACUGGGAUUGUGAGUUCAUUCGACUGCAUUUUGGACAUAACAGGAAGAAACAUCUUUCCUACUCAGAAUUUACUCAGUUUCUUCAGGAACUGCAGUUGGAACAUGCAAGACAGGCCUUUGCACUGAAAGAUAAAAACAAAAGUGGCCUGAUUACUGGACUGGAUUUCAGUGAUAUCAUGGUUACCAUUCGAUCUCACAUGCUUACUCCUUUUGUGGAGGAAAACUUAGUCUCAGCCGCUGGUGGAAGUAUUGCACAUCAAGUUAGCUUCUCCUACUUCAAUGCAUUUAACUCCUUGCUUAAUAACAUGGAACUUGUUCGUAAGAUUUACGGCACUCUUGCAGGCACAAGGAAAGAUGUUGAAGUCACAAAAGAGGAAUUUGCCCAAAAUGCAAUCAGAUAUGGACAAGUUACACCACUGGAAAUUGAUAUUCUUUACCAGCUUGCAGAUUUGUACAAUGCUACAGGGCGUUUGACUUUGGCAGAUAUUGAGAGAAUAGCCCCGUUGGCUGAAGGUGCCUUGCCUUACAACCUGGCAGAACUUCAGAGGCAGCAUUCUCCUGGACUAGGCAGGUCUGUCUGGCUCCAGAUUGCUGAAUCUGCUUACAGGUUCACUUUGGGCUCAAUUGCUGGAGCUGUGGGAGCCACUGCGGUGUACCCCAUAGACCUGGUGAAGACUCGUAUGCAAAAUCAGCGUGGCACUGGUUCUGUGGUAGGGGAACUGAUGUAUAAAAACAGCUUCGACUGUUUUAAGAAAGUUCUGCGUUACGAAGGUUUCUUUGGUCUCUACAGAGGUCUGGUGCCUCAACUUAUAGGUGUUGCCCCUGAAAAGGCCAUCAAGCUGACUGUUAAUGAUUUCGUCCGAGACAAAUUCACCAAGAGAGAUGGUUCCAUUCCGCUCUUUGCAGAAGUCCUGGCUGGAGGUUGUGCUGGAGGAUCCCAGGUCAUCUUCACUAAUCCACUGGAAAUUGUGAAGAUUCGAUUGCAGGUAGCAGGAGAGAUAACCACCGGACCUAGAGUCAGUGCCCUUAAUGUGCUGAGAGACCUGGGGCUCUUUGGGCUAUAUAAGGGUGCCAAAGCGUGUUUCCUCCGAGACAUUCCCUUCUCUGCAAUUUAUUUUCCUGCUUAUGCUCACUGCAAACUGUUGCUGGCUGACGAAAAUGGACACGUGGGAGGCUUUAAUCUCCUUGCUGCUGGAGCAAUGGCAGGCGUGCCCGCUGCUUCUUUGGUAACCCCUGCUGAUGUCAUCAAGACAAGACUGCAAGUGGCAGCCCGGGCCGGUCAGACCACAUACACUGGGGUUAUCGACUGUUUCCGAAAGAUCCUCAGAGAAGAAGGGCCAGCGGCUUUUUGGAAGGGAACUGCAGCUCGAGUGUUCAGAUCAUCUCCCCAGUUUGGUGUGACUUUGGUCACCUAUGAACUUCUGCAGCGCUGGUUCUACGUUGACUUUGGAGGCCUCAAACCGUCAGGCUCCGAACCGACCCCCAAGUCACGCAUCGCGGAUCUUCCUCCUGCCAACCCGGAUCACAUCGGCGGAUACAGACUGGCAACAGCCACAUUUGCCGGCAUAGAAAACAAGUUUGGCCUUUACCUCCCCAAAUUUAAGUCUCCUGCUGGGGUUGUUCUGCCCAAGGCAGCGGCACCGGCCCAAUCCUGAGCCAGCUGUAGGUAAGGGAGGAAGAGAGAUGAGUAAGAGCAGCAACUGUAUUGAUGGGGUCAGCUGCAUGUGCCUCUAGCCGAACGGAAAAAUCCAGCCAGUUCUUUCUAUAUGACGUAUACAUAUAUUUGUUUAUAAAGUAAUCAUUUGCACAGAAGAAACGAUUUCAAGCUUUAGUCCCGUGUUGAAAUGUUUUUCUAGCUCCUUGCAUGAAUUAGCAUCCCAGACUGCUUUGCCCAGCUUGCACUUGGAGUGACUGUACAUAUUGUACAUCUUUGUACAGAACCACCUUGGCACCUCAGCCCAACAAAAUUGCAUUUCUAGAGAUGCAUUACCGCAGUUCUGAGUGGCUUGAAAUGUACAGAAUGUUUUGAAAGUGUUUUAUUAAGAAUCAUGUGACAAGGUAUUGAAAUUCAUUCUCUUAUAUUGGUGGCUUAUGUUAAUAAAGCAUCAAUAUUGGAUGUGUUUAA